Messenger RNA from Gossypium arboreum, 390 nucleotides. RefSeq lists its product as uncharacterized. The transcript has 2 exons. Gene Ontology annotation, molecular function: nucleic acid binding. NCBI's taxonomy places the organism in Eukaryota, Viridiplantae, Streptophyta, Magnoliopsida, Malvales, Malvaceae. The coding region runs from base 1 to 390 and encodes 129 amino acids. The record is from RefSeq and is a predicted model, not a curated record.
AUGGAAGCAGCCAAUAAGAAUAUCAAGAAAAUCAUGAGAAAAAUGACUGAGACUUAUAAAGAUUGGCAUGAGAAAUUACCAUUCGCCCUCUACGCCUACCGAACGUCAGUCAGAACCUCCACCGGGGUAACACCUUUCUCUUUGGUUUAUGAAAUGGAGGCGGUCUUGCCUAUUGAGGUUGAAAUUCCUUCUCUACAAGUCCUGUCAGAACUAAAGUUAGAUGAAGCAGAAUGGAUCCAGUCACGAUACGAUCAGCUAAACCUAAUUGAUGAAAAGAGGCUGAAAGCUAUUCACCACGGUCAAAUGUACCAAAAGCAAAUGAUGUGGGCUUAUAACAAGAAGGCUCAAGAAAUCGAUUCUACAGGUCAUGUCCCUCAGAGGACGAUGUAG